Meleagris gallopavo (turkey) is the source of this 1922-nucleotide messenger RNA. The record is from RefSeq and is a predicted model, not a curated record. NCBI's taxonomy places the organism in Eukaryota, Metazoa, Chordata, Aves, Galliformes, Phasianidae.
AUGGAAUAUUGUUUUGCAGCUAAACAGACAGUAAUUCAGGUUUCUGUUAUACUAGGUUACUACAAGAAAAACCUCUUUAAUGAGGAAUGGAAAUACUCACCACAUCAAAUUAUUGCUGUUGGAACUCAGUGGAAUAAGCAUAUAGGAAUUUUAAUAAAGGAGUUCAUGAAUGAUCCUUACAUUGUGAUAACAGCUUUGGAAGAAGCUUCCAUUUAUGGAAAUGUGCAACAGGUUGUGCAGCAUUGUGUGAGCAGUGAGAGAACUGCUGUGUUACUCAAAACAAUGGAUUUUACCCCUAAUAAUCUUCAGAAGGUGCUGGUUUUCACCAAUUCCGUAGAUGAAGUAGAAAUAGUACAUAAGGCACUGAAGAGCAACUCAAUAUUUGCCUUCAAAAUACAUAAGGAAAUGGACUUUAAUUUCAAGGAUUUCUUAGAGCAUUGGACAAAACGCUUUAGCAGUGGCAGUCGUGUUGUGUUAGUUCUAACAGAUGACUGCAUGCAGUUCUUGGAGAUUACAGAUGCAUCUUGUGUCAUACAUUUUGGUUUUCCUUCUUCUCCAACAAUCUUCGGUCAGCGUCUGUACAGCAUGUCUGACAACUUCCAUACUAUGAUAAAGGAUUCAUCUGAUCAGGACCAUCGACAGGCAAGGUCAGUCAUAAUGCUAACAGAAAACAGUGAGUGCCAUACUGUUGGUAUCCUGCGCUUUUUGGAGCGUGCGGAAGCUGACAUUCCACCAGGAUUGGCUGGGGUGCUAGAAGCUGAAGAAAAGAAGAAGUUUGCAAGGCCAUUGUGCAUCUAUCUUAAAAUGUUUGGGAAUUGCAAGAAUAGAACGGUGUGUCCAGAUCGUCAUCAAAUUAAUUUACAAACAGACAUGCUCCAGAAUAUGGCAUCUAAAACUAUACAAACAUCUGGAUAUGUGACAGUACUGCCUCUCCACGUUGUAAGUGCAACAAACUACUUUGGUCGUAUAGUAGAUAAACAAAAGGACCAGUAUACAAUUCUUGCUGGAGAAAUCAAUGAGUAUUUUAACGAGACUAGUAAUAGAGUUGUUGCUCAAAAGGUAGAGAAGCUAGCUUUGUAUGGAUUCUGUGAGAAAACAGUUUUUCACAGGGUCCAGGUGAUAGAGACUUCUUCAAAAGAAGAAGAAAAUUUUAACAUCAAAAUUAAAUACGUAGAUGAAGGCAGAACUAGUCAAGUUCAGAGCUCUCAGCUUCUUCACUUACCUGCAAGAUUUCAGCAUCUGCCACCUCAGGCUGUGGAAUUUGUAGUUUGUAGAGUUAAACCCAUUGAUAAUGACACUGAGUGGAACCCAAGGGUGACUCGUUAUAUUCAUCAGAAAAUUGAAAGGAAACCACAUGAAGCAAAGGUAGUACUUAGUUUAGGAAAUACAGUUUGGAUUGACCCAAUGGUCCGGGUUACCAGGCUUUCAGAUUUGAAGAUGUAUGUCAAUGAAUACAGCGUGCGAUCUGAGAUUUUGUCUACAGGGCUGGGAACUGAUAAUCCAGAACAUAUAUUGCAACUUCAGAAGUUGUGUGAGCACGUGAAGUUAUUCAGUCAUACAAAGAAUUUGGAGCUUUUGUGAGUGUUUCCAAAUUAUUUUCCGCUAAUGUUUUAUUAGGAAAAUAACUGGAUAUUUACAUUAUUUAUUGGAGAGUAUGAUUUUUAUUUAAACAGAUGAUAUUGUUUGUGAUAUCUGCUCUCAUCUAACUAAUUAGGGCACUACUCUUUAAUGACUGGGGUUACGUGAUGUUUUUUAUGGCAACAAUUCUGUGCACGUUGCUGUUUAAAAAAAUUCUUCAUUGAGUAAAUAUGUGGUGUGGAAGGGCACCUCUUUCUGUGAUCUGUGAAGGAUUCCAAGAUUCUUCAUUUAAAAUGCAUACGAUGACGGCAUUCAUAGUUGCUGUGGUUUAAUCUGCCAGGUGG